Molecule: messenger RNA, 4798 nt
Organism: Erinaceus europaeus (western European hedgehog)
Lineage: Eukaryota; Metazoa; Chordata; Mammalia; Eulipotyphla; Erinaceidae
Gene: SLC9A1
Product: solute carrier family 9 member A1
Exons: 12
Coding region: 845-3286 (813 amino acids)
Biological process (GO): proton transmembrane transport; regulation of pH; sodium ion transport
Cellular component (GO): membrane
Molecular function (GO): sodium:proton antiporter activity
Source: RefSeq, a predicted model, not a curated record
ACCGGCUCCGUCAGGCAGCAGUUAGUCGCCGCCGGCGCUGGGGCCAGGGCUAGUUGGAGCGCUGGAGCUGCAAGCCGGGGAGCAGAAGCUGGGCCGGGGCGGAGCGCGGUGCGGCGCCAGGACCGAAAGGAGGGGCGUGUUGCAGCUGGCCCACCGCGAGCCAACACUAGCCCGCCCCGAGGCUCCCUCCUGCCAGGCCGUCUGCCUCUGCCUUCCGCCUCCCUCCAUUUCCCCGGAAUCUCAGCUCGGCUUGCCUGCACUCCCGGCCCUUCUCUGGGUGCGGAAGCUCCAGGCCGCUUUCCUGCCUCACUCCUUCCUCUCAGCCUCCGCUCCCAGCCCCCUUCGUCCUUACCCUUGCUGGAUCCCACCCUCUUCUGUCCCCUUCCUUUCUCUUAGGCUCCCUGCCUCUUCUCCUAGCUGAGUCCUAGCUCCUCAGUCACUUUCCUCAGACUGGGGUUCCAGCUCCCCCCCUCCUUUCCUCUGCCUGGACUUCAGUCUAUCCAGUCCCUUCCUCUGUCCCUAAGGUAUCAUCUUUAUCACCCCCCCGACCCCCCCCCACUACACACACACACACACACACACACACCACUCUUUUUCCCAGGCCUGGAGUUCCAGAUCUCUGGUCUCCUUCGUGUCCCUCUUCCCAAGUUUGUAGUUCUGGAUCAAGAGUCCAUCCUUCUACCCCAGAGAACUGCUUCCAUAAACGUACCUCUCUAAAACAUGAACUUUUCCUAGAGACUGCCCCAGUCUCUCUUCUCACCCUCUGACCCCUUGCUACCUAUGUCCUUGGCCUUACUCUCACUUUGCUAAGGGUCACAGCCUGCAGGGCUGAGGGAGCAGCACGAUGCAUCUGUGGUCUGGUAUCUGUGGCCUCUCACCACCUCGAAUCUUCUCUUCCUUACUGGUGGCGAUAGCAUUGGUGGGACUACUACCUGUUCUCAGGAGCCAUGGCCUCCAGCUCAGCCCAACUGCCGGCACCAUCCGAGGCUCAGAGCCUCCCAGGGAACGCUCUAUUGGGGAUGUCACCACCGCUCCGCCAGAUCUGGCCCCGGAGAGCCGCCCUGUUAACCGGUCAGUCACUGAGCACAGCAUAAAGAUGCGGAAAGCCUUCCCAGUCCUGGGCAUCGACUACUUGCAUGUGCGCACGCCCUUUGAAAUCUCACUUUGGAUCCUGUUGGCCUGCCUCAUGAAGAUAGGUUUCCACGUGAUCCCCACCAUCUCCAGCAUUGUCCCGGAGAGCUGCCUGCUGAUUGUGGUGGGACUGCUGGUGGGGGGCCUGAUCAAGGCCGUGGGGGAGACGCCCCCCUUCCUGCAGUCGGAUGUCUUCUUCCUCUUCCUGCUGCCACCCAUCAUCCUGGAUGCGGGCUACUUCCUGCCUCUGCGGCAGUUCACAGAGAACCUGGGCACCAUCCUGAUCUUCGCCGUGGUGGGCACGCUGUGGAACGCCUUCUUCCUGGGUGGCCUCAUGUACGCCGUUUGCCUGGUGGGUGGCGAGCAGAUCAACAACAUCGGCCUCCUGGAGAACCUGCUUUUCGGCAGCAUCAUCUCGGCUGUGGACCCAGUGGCCGUGCUGGCCGUCUUCGAGGAAAUUCACAUCAAUGAGUUGCUGCAUAUCCUUGUCUUUGGGGAGUCCCUGCUCAAUGAUGCCGUCACUGUGGUCUUGUAUCACCUCUUUGAAGAGUUUGCCAACUACGACCGUGUGGGCAUCGUGGACAUUGUCCUCGGCUUCCUGAGCUUCUUCGUGGUGGCCCUGGGUGGGGUGUUUGUAGGUGUGGUCUACGGGGUCAUUGCAGCCUUCACCUCCAGGUUCACCUCCCACAUUCGGGUCAUCGAGCCGCUCUUCGUCUUCCUCUACAGCUACAUGGCUUACCUGUCAGCUGAACUCUUCCACCUGUCGGGCAUCAUGGCUAUUAUUGCCUCAGGAGUGGUGAUGCGCCCCUAUGUGGAGGCCAACAUCUCCCACAAGUCCCACACCACCAUCAAGUAUUUCUUGAAGAUGUGGAGCAGUGUCAGUGAGACCCUCAUCUUCAUCUUUCUGGGUGUUUCUACCGUGGCUGGCUCCCACCACUGGAACUGGACCUUUGUUAUCAGCACCCUGCUCUUCUGCCUCAUUGCCCGAGUACUGGGUGUACUGGGCCUGACCUGGUUCAUCAACAAGUUUCGCAUUGUGAAGCUGACCCCCAAGGACCAGUUCAUUAUUGCUUACGGGGGCCUUCGAGGGGCCAUUGCCUUCUCCUUGGGCUAUCUCCUAGACAAGAAGCACUUCCCCAUGAGUGACCUGUUCCUCACCGCGAUCAUCACUGUCAUCUUCUUCACUGUCUUCGUGCAGGGCAUGACCAUUCGGCCCCUGGUAGACCUGUUGGCUGUGAAGAAAAAGCAAGAAACAAAACGCUCUAUCAAUGAGGAGAUCCACACACAGUUCCUGGACCACCUUCUGACAGGCAUUGAGGACAUCUGUGGCCAUUAUGGCCACCACCACUGGAAGGACAAACUCAACCGGUUUAAUAAGAAGUAUGUGAAAAAGUGUCUGAUAGCUGGCGAGCGCUCCAAGGAGCCCCAGCUCAUCGCUUUCUACCACAAGAUGGAGAUGAAGCAGGCUAUUGAGCUGGUGGAAAGUGGUGGCAUGGGCAAGAUCCCCUCUGCUGUCUCCACAGUCUCCAUUCAGAACAUCCACCCUAAAUCUCUGUCUUCUGAGCGCAUCCUGCCAGCCCUGUCCAAGGACAAGGAAGAAGAGAUCCGCAAAAUCCUGAGGAACAACUUGCAGAAGACCAGACAGCGGCUGCGGUCCUAUAACAGACACACGCUGGUGGCAGACCCCUACGAGGAGGCCUGGAACCAGAUGCUUCUCCGCAGACAGAAGGCCCGGCAACUGGAGCAGAAGAUCAACAACUACCUGACAGUGCCCGCCCACAAGCUGGACUCACCCACCAUGUCUCGGGCCCGCAUCGGCUCAGACCCACUGGCCUAUGAGCCGAAGGCCGACUUGCCUGUCAUCACCAUUGACCCAGCCUCACCGCAGUCACCUGAGUCCGUGGACCUGGUGAACGAGGAACUGAAGGGCAAGAUCCUGAGCCGGGACCCCGCCAAGCUGGCCGAGGAGGAUGAGGAUGACGAUGGGGGCAUUGUGAUGCGCUCCAAGGACACCUCAUCCCCGGGCACUGACGAUGUCUUCACCCCUGGGCCGAAUGACAGCCCCAGCUCUCUGAGGAUGCAGCGCUGCCUCAGUGACCCUGGCCCACACCCUGAACCUGGGGAGGGAGAGCCUUUCAUCCCUAAGGGGCAAUAGCGUGAGGGCCUGCAGGUGGUAGCUGGCCCACUACAGACUCUCCCACCAGAGCAGGGGCUGCUGGGGGAGCUGGGUGUGCUCUCCCCAUCAUUCCUCACCUGGACUGGCCCUGCCCCUGUCCCCACCGCAUGGCGGCUGGGCCCACCGCCCCCACCGCAGCACGGCUUCCCCUUGCCUCCCUCCCACCAGAACUGCCUUUCUGACCCCUUUGGCAGAACUGCUGGGAACAGUGAGGCAGACCCUCCCUCACCCAGGCUCCCACUGCCUGGGCUAGGGCCUCUGAGCCUUCCAGGCUGUAGCAGGCCCACCAUCACCCUCAUUCAAACCAAUCUUAAUUUCUAACCAAAGAGCCUCUGGCUCAGCCUUGGGGCCUACCUGGGAAAGAAAGGAGCCAAGGCCUCCCUUGGCCUAACCCAGGCCCUCCUUUAACAGGGAAAGACUAGGAGGACCCUGGUAUAUGACUGGGGGAGGGAACAGUGAGCCACGGCAGUCCCACUCUCUUCCCGCCAGCUCUGGGACCUGGCCGGCCACUCCCACCUGCCCUUGCUCAGAGCCACAGACUGAGGGCAAAUCUGAGCUUCUGUCCAGAGCCAGAGUGCUUUGGACAGUGACGUGCUGUGACUCAGAGCUUUCCAGACUCUGCUCACCAGGGACCAUGGGGCCCUUCAGGGACUGCUGCUAGAGGAGGGACUGUCAGGGGCUCCAGAACGUGCUGCCUUUUAAUGUUUUGUCUGUUCACAUAUCUGUGUAUGAUUCUGUUUGCACAGAGGGCAUUCCUGUUUUAGAACAUUUUGAAAGUGCUGGCCCUCCUACUCCAGAGAAUCAUCCCUCAGGUGUGCCUGUCUGCCCACUACCCUCUCCCAAAUCAGUCCUCUGCUUCCUGGGCUCAAAACGGUGUUCUCGGGGGCUCUGAUUUCAGAAGUGCCCCCUCUCCCCCCAACUGCAAUCAUGAUUCUCUAACUCGUUGAUGCUGGGCCUCCUGGCACCUUCUCUGCUUUUGGGCCUAAUUCUCACUUCCUGCUGGUCUGUUCUAUCUCCUGCCUUCUCCACAUUAUCUCCUAGGACCUCUUGUUAUGUGCAUAGCACCCAGCUCACUGUAGAGCCUGGUCCUUGGGGGAGAAAGGUUCCCCUGAGUAUCUGCCACCUGGUUGAGGCUGUAGGUGGGAGAGUACUGGGCCCCAAAAGACCUUUGCUCACAAGCACAUAAUCCCAGCCCAUUGCUACCAGGGCCAGGCCAGGCCAGGCUUCCUGGUGUCUGUCCUUCCCUCCAGGGCAUCCCCUUCCCCAGGAUUGUGCAAUAGUCAGUGUCCCUCUUCCCAGUGGACUGGGCAGUGGGCGCUUCUCUCUUCCCUCUCCUCUCCAUACAAGUGCUGUUUGGGGCAGGAGUCGCCAUGCAAGGGUAACGUUGACAACCAAGUUCAAAGCCACCACAGCUGCUGAUGCUCUGCUGCCUGUACAGAAGAAACCGAAUCUUUUUCAUAUUCUAAUAAAUCUGUGUGAGUUUUUGAUAGA